This is a messenger RNA of Phragmites australis (common reed), 1038 nucleotides long. RefSeq names its product protein GLUTAMINE DUMPER 6-like. The record is from RefSeq and is a predicted model, not a curated record. The coding region runs from base 143 to 598 and encodes 151 amino acids. Gene Ontology annotation, biological process: regulation of amino acid export. Lineage: Eukaryota; Viridiplantae; Streptophyta; Magnoliopsida; Poales; Poaceae. The transcript has a single exon.
CCUGGGGGCACACAGUUUGGCCGCGGUGGGCCCACCUCCAUGCAUUUCCCUCCCUCCUAUAAAAACCCACCACCCUGCACACACGGACACCACCAACCUUUGUUGAUCAGCACACAAACAUAUAUCCACAGGCAAAGCGCAAAUGAGGCCUACUGGGAUGGACAUGACGAUGGAGGACGACGGCGGGGUGUCGUCGUCGGUGCAGCAGCAGCAGCAGCAGCCGGCAUUCGGCUACGGGCACGGGCAGCCGCCGCCGUUCUGGUCGACGCCGACGCCGUACCUGUUCAUCGGGUUCGCGGUGGUGAUGGCGCUCAUCGCCGUGGCGCUGGCCGUGCUCAUCUGCUCCCGCCGCAAGGAGGAGGAGGGCCCCCGCAGCCGCGGCGCGGGAGAGGAGGUCAUGUCCGUGCGCGUGCUGACGCCGCUGGGUAGGGAGGACGCGGCGAUGCCCAAGGUGGUCGUCGUGAUGGCCGGCGACCACGCGCCAUCGUUCCUCGCCAGCGCUGUGCCACUCACCAGCUUCGCCGGAGCAGCCAAGGCGCAGAUGCCGCAGUACGUCGGCGGGGGCAAGGACGGAGCCGCCACCGCCACGGCCAUGUAGACUGCCCUGCCGGCGUGCUGCGCGUGCGAAAUUAAGCGGGAGAAGCAAUUUUGUUCCGACUUCUUUUUUCUUUCUUCCUUGGUAUAGCUUCUCUGACGUCCGCGCGUCCGAAUUUGGUUGCAUCAUCUUUCCUGUUUCUGAUCUUACAUAAGGAAGUUUUCGAGGUCGGACGAACAAUUGCGGUCUGUUUGGAUAAGCGGGUACGUAGGAUCCUAACCUUAGGAUUUCGUUUAAACUCGAACUAAAUUUUAAAAUAUAUGUGUAUGAGACAAUCCUCUCUAUAUCACUUAAUAGUUUGGCCUGUGACAACUAAGUGCGGGCUCAUCAUCGUUUUAUUAAGCAAUCAGUGAUAGAUCAUCACAGAUCACACACUUAUUAGUCGCUCUCUCUCAUCUUUCUUUUCCUUUGCUUUUUAAAGAGAAGCAAGCUUCUGUCCAUCU